AUGGCCUCCUUCUUCACAUCCCCGGCAUCAUACCGGGUCAACAAUAUGCUGGACCACCCGACGUUACCGCCAGCGUUGAUGGCGCAGAACCCAUUCGAGAUCUUCAAGAAGAAGCCGCACGAUUCGCACCCUUCGCUGCCACACCUGGUUCUACUAGUUUUUGAGGCCGUUAUGGAAGUCGUUUGCGUCGCUCUACCAGGCUACAUCAUUGCCAGGCUGGGCCACUUUGACGCCGAAAAACAAAAAUUUCUUGCGAACCUCAACAUUCAGCUCUUCACGCCAUGCUUGAUCUUUACCAAACUAGCGUCGCAGCUUAACGCUGACAAGUUGGUUGAUCUCGGCAUUAUACCGGUUAUUUUUGUCAUCAUGACCUUUGUUUCCUAUAUGGUCGGGUUGGGCGUUACGAAAGCGUUUCGGUUCCGCAAGCGCCCAGCGAAUUUCGUGAUCGCAAUGGGAGUCUUUGGUAACUCAAACUCCCUUCCAAUCUCUCUCGUUAUCUCGCUCUCGCAAACAAUCUCGGGCCUACACUGGGAUAGGAUCAAGGGGGAUAAUGACGAUGAGGUUGCAGCACGUGGCAUCCUGUACCUGCUGGUUUUUCAGCAGCUUGGACAGCUCGUCCGAUGGAGCUGGGGAUACCACGUCUUGCUGGCACCCAAGGACAAGUACGAGGAGUAUAACCAGGAACAGGCGGAGGCAGGCCGUCUGCGCUCCGGCAGUGCCGAUGGCCACAGCGUCAGCGAGAGGCGUGGACUGCUUGAGGACGGAAGCAUCCAUGAGUCUGACCCAGAGGCUGUAAAUUCCGACGACGAAGGAACCAUGCAUACCGACUCAGACUCUUACGUGCCCGCCGGCCGAACACCGAUUGCAAAUCAUUCGCGAGCGUCCCCAGCUGAUACCGAUGGCGACGAUUCGGAAGGUAGCCGCCGCCCCAGCUCGGCGCCUGGUGGUCGCAAGAUUCGGAAGAGCAGAAAGCAUGGUAGUGCCAGGUCUCGCAAUCGCUCAGUUGGGCCUGGUCCCACCAACGGCCAUAUACCACAGCCACACGAGAACGGCGGCGAUCUUCAUAUUCAGUCGUUCCCCCGCAUCCCUAAAAAUGAUGACCAGGAAAUAUCUGGUGGGUUCAAGGGUCUCAAGAUGCGCGCAGUCAUGCUCAAACGCAAGUCGGCCACCUCUAUCAAGGCUUUCGGUUCGCGCCAGUUUGCCAGGCUGCCGUUCACACUACAGCGGGCUUUCAGGAUGCUCGGCAGGGCCGUAAACAAAGCCAACGUUUUCCUGUGGGAGUUCAUGAACCCCCCGCUGUGGGCCAUGUUAAUCGCCAUUGUGGUGGCCUCGAUCCCCUCACUUCAGCGGCUCUUCUUUGAAGAGGGCUCUUUUGUCCGCAACAGUGUCACCAGUGCUGUUUCCCAGACAGGCGGUGUCGCCGUCCCUCUGAUUCUGGUGGUCCUGGGCGCCAAUCUCGCCCGCAACACGCAGAAGCAUGACUCGAUCGAUCCGGAAGAGAAGGAGAUUGGUACAAAGCUACUAGUGGCUAGUCUGAUGUGCCGCAUGCUGCUGCCAACCAUCAUCAUGACGCCGAUCCUGGCCUUCUUUGCCAAGUACGUCCCGAUCAGCAUCUUGGACGACCCAAUCUUUGUGAUUGUGUGUUUCCUGCUCACAGGGGCGCCAAGCGCCCUGCAGCUGGCUCAAAUAUGUCAGCUUAACGAUGUCUACGAGGGCGUCAUGGGCAAAAUCCUCUUCCAGAGCUACGUGGUAUGGAUCCUGCCAAGCACGCUGAUUCUGGUGAUGCUUGCCCUCGAGGUUGUCGAGGCUGCGAAGUAG
Pyricularia pennisetigena is the source of this 1818-nucleotide messenger RNA. RefSeq lists its product as uncharacterized. Lineage: Eukaryota; Fungi; Ascomycota; Sordariomycetes; Magnaporthales; Pyriculariaceae. Gene Ontology annotation, biological process: transmembrane transport. Bases 1 to 1818 code for a protein of 605 amino acids. The transcript has 2 exons. The record is from RefSeq and is a predicted model, not a curated record. Gene Ontology annotation, cellular component: membrane; endoplasmic reticulum.